This is a messenger RNA of Triticum turgidum subsp. durum (durum wheat), 2163 nucleotides long. The record is from the annotation of a GenBank genome assembly. NCBI's taxonomy places the organism in Eukaryota, Viridiplantae, Streptophyta, Magnoliopsida, Poales, Poaceae.
AUGUCUGUAGAUUUGGCUCACAAAAUAGUUUCGACUCUCAGAAGAUCUGAAAGGUGCAAGAACACCCGUGUAAUAUACAAUGAUGAUUAUGAAGAAGAUUCCGAGACUGAGAUAACUGAUUCUGAAGAAGAUUCCAAGACUCAGAUAACUGAUUCUGAAGAAGUUGCCUCUCCUUCACCCUCGGAACUUAAUGUUGCUUCUGUUGAUGAUGGUUCCGGUGAAGAGGAUUUUUUCAGUGUGCCUCGCAAGGAUCGAAGAGCUCCGUUGAAAGUUAAGAAUAAGAAGGCUCCAAAAACUAUUUCUGAAGGAUCUGGCACUAAGGGUCAGUCUCAGUGUGGGGGUCUUGGGGUUGAAAGAUCAAACGAGGAAGUUGAUCUUGAUGAGCCUCUUAUUGCUUUGAAACAGAAGAAAGAAAAGACAACCCCUUCUAAGGCGAAAAGAAGGACGGAUGCAUCAUCUUCUCCACAUGCUACAAAACUAGAUACAUCAGCAAAGAGAGAUGAAAUUAGUCCUGUACAAACUUCCCUAUUCGAGUCAAGGCUGCAUGACUUAGUGACACAGAAGCUUGAAAGAAGAGCUGUAGAUCAAGAGCACUCGAGAAUUGCUAUUGAACGCACCUGUGACCAUUCAUCUGUUGUGCUGCAUCAGUUUCCCAUCAAAGAUAAUGAAUGUGGACAGCAGCCUGGUUUCAUCACCCAACCAACUGAAGCAGAUGUUUCUGAAGCCAAAGCGCAUUUGUAUGACAGUGUGGAACAAAAAAAGACUAAUAACAAUUUUUCUUCACUAGGUCCCAUUGAUGAAGUGAGCAACCAUCAGAAAUCUUUAGAUGAUACAAGUAAUUACACAGAUGUGAGGUGCACAUCGGUGGUCAUCCAACCUGAUUUAUGUGGAAGCACAGACAGGAUUUGCACUUCGCAUGAGGAGGUUGUGCAGAUGCCGGUGGAGGGUCAAUUAGAUUCACUAGUCUGCCAUGGUGUGAAAACAAAGGAUAUAUUACUGCAUAUAAAUGUUGAACAAGCAGCCACAGGCUACAAUUUUGCUUUUGAUAAGACUCUUGAUUUGGCUCAUACUGCCAAUUUUGACACUCAAGACGGGCGGCUAGAAAAUAUAGUUUAUGGUGCUCUGAAUAAUAAUGUGCAGCGGAAGUGUUUUGAAACAAAAACUUCUGUUGGAGUUCCAGAUACUGUUGUGACUCUGAGCUCACCAACCACAGCAAAUGUUUCACAUGAUGGCUGCCUCUUACUUGCCAACAUGGAGGGGUCAUCAACGGAUAUUGAUCAGUUAAGUGGUACAAUGAAUGUUGGCAUUUGUAGAUCUGUUAAUGAUCAAGAAUCAAGAGAAACUGGAGAUGCAAUAUCAGAUAGCUCCUCUAAUCCUGAAGAAACACAAGAAAUUUCUGAUGGGCAAACUAGGGCGUCUGAUUUUUUCAUUGACGAAGGAUCAAUUGAAGAUCAUACUCCAAGAAAACUGUUGUCCCAGAGAAAGAUUAUGUCACCAACUUCUCAGGAGAAGUUUUGCAAUGCUUUGGCUGGUAUCGAUUUGUGUGGAGUCCAAAGGCUUGAGAGAAAGAUUAAUCUUGAAGAUUGUGAUGUAAGUAGUCAAGCAUUACCUCAGACGACAAACAAGCAAUACCGAUCUAUAUUAACCAGAGACAGGAAACUUAAGAGCAGAACUUCUAUCUCCUUUACAAGGAAAGGAGUUCUUAAGUCAACAGAAUCCCCAUAUCCUGAGCUGACAAGUUCAUCUGUUCUUUUGGACACUGAGAAAGCUGUUGAGUUUUCACAAAGGCAGAUGCAUGAUAUAGAAAGCAUUGCAGCAAAUCUUAUCAGGAGCUUGAAGCACAUGAGAAGUUUAGUGGACGAAAAUUUGUCAUCAGAAGCACAGUCUUUGCUUCCUAAUUUUAACACUGCCGAGAUGAGAGCAGCAUCUGAGGAUGCAUUAAAGGUGGAGAGAACUACAAGGAAAUGGUUGACAAUAAUGAACAAAGAUUGCAAUCGUUUUUGUAAAAUAUUGACACUAGAGGGAAAGAAGGCCGCUUCGCAUCCAGAAUUGCCGAGGAAACGUAGGAGGAUAACGUUCGCGGAUGAAGCUGGAGGAAUGCUCUGCUCUGUUAAUGUGUUUAGUGAUGUACAGACCUCUCCUGCAUGCGAGGGUGAGUCAUAA